Molecule: messenger RNA, 1490 nt
Organism: Nerophis lumbriciformis (worm pipefish)
Lineage: Eukaryota; Metazoa; Chordata; Actinopteri; Syngnathiformes; Syngnathidae
Source: RefSeq, a predicted model, not a curated record
CCACAGUGGAGCGUCCUGUGCACGGCGUGAAGGCACCCGGGGGCCUCAUUCGCCUACCUGACAUCUUCUACACACUUGAGGACGAAGAAGAAGAAUUUUUGGGUGAUGCUCGGCGCGCCAUCUUGCUCCGAGCAGAGCAAAAUAAGUGUUGGUUUUUUUGCAGUUUUUGUGAGUUGUCCCAAGGGGUAAUCCACUCCUUCCUGGCGUCUCGGCUGAGGGUCCUCGGCUGUCAUCCCGCACACAAGAGAGGACCUCAAAGUUUGCAGCCACGAUGAUGUCCUACAUCAAACAACCGCAUUACACCAUGAACGGCUUAAAUUUGCCCGGCCCUGGCAUGGAUAUGCUGCACACCACUGUUGCUUAUCCUUCCACACCGAGAAAGCAGCGGAGGGAGCGGACCACCUUCACCAGAACACAACUGGACAUCCUGGAGGCUCUGUUUUCGAAGACCCGCUACCCAGACAUCUUCAUGAGGGAGGAAGUAGCGCUCAAGAUCAACUUGCCAGAGUCACGUGUGCAGGUGUGGUUCAAAAACCGCCGUGCCAAAUGCCGCCAGCAGCAGCAGCAGAGCAAUGGCCAGUCCAAACCCCGCCCCCCCAAGAAGAAGGCCUCGCCGGUGCAGGAGCCCACCAUCCCAGAUCCCGUCCCCAACCCGUCCGGCUCAUUCAGCCCCUCGCCGGUCCAGGUAGGCCCCAGCCUGGCCCAGGGUUCCGGUGGCGGAAACACGGCCGUGUCCAUCUGGAGCCCGGCCAUCUCGCCCCUCCCUGAUCCCCUGGCCUCCUCCACCGCCCCCUGCAUGCAGAGGCCCUCACCAUACCCCAUGAGCUACGGCCAGCCGUCCGCCUACAGCCAAGGCUACGCCAGCACCACUUCUUACUUCACGGGUCUGGACUGCAGCGCCUACCUGUCCCCCAUGCACUCGCAGUUGUCGGGGACCGGGGGCGCCCUCAGCCCCAUCACCGUGCCCUCCAUGGGGGGCUCCCUCAGCCAGUCACCGGCCUCACUUUCUUCACAGGGCUAUAGCACCGCCUCCUCCUUGGGCUUCACCUCUGUUGACUGCCUGGACUACAAGGACCAGCAGGCCUGGAAACUGGGCUUCACCACAAUGGACUGCCUGGACCAUAAGGACCAAAACUCCUGGAAGUUCCAGGUCCUCUAGAGAAGCUACGCCUCUUGGCAUGCGUAUAUUGUUAGUUGCCAGGCGUGCGGCUUUCUUGUUUGUAUGAGUUUGAUGUUACUUUAAAAGGCCGCCAUUUUAGAGGAGACGUUCACCUGAAUACAUUUGGACAACAAACGCCUUUCAAGAGUUUGUAGAAAAAGACUGCACAUAGAGACACAGCUCUAUGCUAUUUUAUUUAUUUUGACUUAUUUCUUUGGUUUGAUGUCAUUUGCUUGAUGUUCUUAAGCGUUUGUGUUCAGUACAGCCAGUGUUAGCAUGUAGCGGACCUUCUGUUUUAGCUGUGUGUCAUAUUAAAGCCAUUUAUUCUGGA